This is a messenger RNA of Neolamprologus brichardi, 644 nucleotides long. RefSeq names its product placenta-specific protein 9-like. The record is from RefSeq and is a predicted model, not a curated record. Lineage: Eukaryota; Metazoa; Chordata; Actinopteri; Cichliformes; Cichlidae.
CUCAACCAAGUCAGGGAGGGAAGGAUUAGAAAGCAAAGGACCGAACACGGGGCAGAGAGGGAGAAGGGAAGAGCUUUAUGGAAGCAUAAAUCUUUGGCUUUUUAUCCUAAUUUUGAGUUAAAAGAGAUUUCGGGGCACUCACUUCUUUGUUUCUUUUCUCUCACACUCCUCACUCUUUGCCACCAGCUGCCCGCCAGGUUUCUGUCUUCAUCAUGAGCUGCCCCUCCGGCUCCUCGAUUGGACUCCUCCUCCUCCUGAUUGGCUAUGCCGCUGCAGGUCCUGAGCCCCACCUUCUGCCUCGAGCGGUGCGUUCAAGCGCCUGUCAGGAGCACACGAAUCUUCACCACCGCCUGGACGUAGUGGAGAAGCAAGUGGAGGACACAGUUGAAAAGUUGGAGGUUGAGCUGGCUGCUCUUCUGGAUGCCAUUGAGGCCCCAAAGUGGCGCCACCUGAUGGACAAUGUGGGAAAGACAGCUGUGGACAUCCUUGAAGAUCCAGUGGAGAGAAGCCAGUCCUGAGCCAAGCAGACAUCCAUAUAGGGUGGACUUUGAAUUUCCUUGUUAAAGAGAAACUGUCUAUGCAUUUAUUCUAUAUUUUUCCAUAUGAAGUUUGUAUCAUACAAAAAUAAAAUUGUUUUGAACAAA